AACUACACUACGCGCGUUUCAAAUUUAGUGUUGUACGUUACCUUGUGGUUAGGAUGUCGCAAAUGCACGCAGUGGCUGAUGAUUUUGAUUCAUCUGAAUUGAAAUUCUCUAAAGAUUUUGAGAAUGCCGAUACACUUAUGCUUGCUGAAGUUAAAAUAUUGUUGGAACAUAGAAAAGAACAAAAUGAAAAUGCAACAAUCCAUGAACUUGAAUUAUCACCAGUAUUUACAAAAACAUUAAAUUAUGUAACACAAUUUUCUAAAUUUAAUAAUCGUGAAACCAUUGAAAGUAUACGAAACCUUUUAACACAAAAACGAUUUCAUAAUUUUGAAUUAGCUUCAUUAGCUAAUUUAUUACCGGAUACAGCAGAAGAAAAAGAAGAAUUACAACAAUUAUUGGAUGAAAUACAAUCUAAACGAAGUUUUCAAUCAUAAACUAAUGAGUAUAUGAAUGUUUGUUUAUUUUUUCUUAUUUUAUUUAUGUUCCUCCUAAUUUGUACAAAAAAUAUUCCAAAUA
Schistosoma haematobium is the source of this 516-nucleotide messenger RNA. It is a transcript of the gene POLR2D, whose product is annotated as DNA-directed RNA polymerase II subunit rpb4. Gene Ontology annotation, biological process: positive regulation of translational initiation; nuclear-transcribed mRNA catabolic process, deadenylation-dependent decay; mRNA export from nucleus in response to heat stress. Bases 54 to 434 code for a protein of 126 amino acids. NCBI's taxonomy places the organism in Eukaryota, Metazoa, Platyhelminthes, Trematoda, Strigeidida, Schistosomatidae. Gene Ontology annotation, molecular function: nucleotide binding; translation initiation factor binding. Gene Ontology annotation, cellular component: RNA polymerase II, core complex; P-body. The transcript is spliced from 5 exons. The record is from RefSeq and is a predicted model, not a curated record.